UAAAAUCUUAACGAUAUAACCCACAAAAUAAUCCAAACAAAUUACUCCUACUACAUAAAAUUAAGUAAAUCAGAGGAAAAAACCACAGUUUCUAAUGCAACACCAACAAGAGUCAGAUUACCUGCUUUCAGCUGUGGUGGCGCCGCCGCCGCAAACGGGUUGUAUUCACUCUUCUGAGAUGUCGGCGCUGACCUACGUGGACUCUUCGGGUCUGCCGCAAAGCGGUGGCGGCGGGAAUUGGUCGUCUUAUUCUCGGAAUUUUGUUGAUUCUGCGAACUCAUCUUCCAGCUCUGGCCGGAAAAGGAGGCAUCAUCAUCGACAAGAUUCUAAAUCAGUUGUGGAAGAAACGCCGCUACCGGAAUCCCCAACCGUCUCAUAUCCGGAAACCGGAGAAAGACGACGAAAAUACAGAGGCGUCCGCCAACGUCCGUGGGGCAAAUGGGCGGCCGAGAUAAGAGACCCCGUAAAAGCCGCCAGGGUUUGGCUCGGCACCUUCGACACCGCCGAGGCCGCCGCCCGAGCGUACGACGAGGCGGCGCUGCGCUUCCGCGGCAGCCGAGCCAAACUCAACUUCCCGGAAUACGCCCAAAUCCUGCCCCAGUCCACACAAUUCACCACCACCACCACAUCCGCCCCUCCGCCGCCGCAGUCAUUUUUCGAGACCUCCGGUAGAGACUACUUGGAAUACUCGGAGCUGCUGGGGAGCGGCGGCGAUGUGCAAUCGGCGACGCUGUUUGAGAAUAUGAUGUAUUCAAAUCCUUCUUAUUCUUCUUCUGUUUCGUCGUCAUAUCCAUUGUUAUUCUCUUUCAAUCCACAAGGGAGCGAUCAUCGCAUUCAAGAUGAAGGCAUAAGCAGAAGCAGAAGCUUUCCGGCGCCACCGUGGACGACGGGCUUCUAUCCGCCGUCCUCCACCGGAUAAUAUGCAUUUUCAAUUCUUUUUUUGUUUCUUAUAAAUUAUUUUUCUUAGUCAUAAAAAAAUAUAUAGUAGUACUUGUUUAAUAAUGUUAAUUAAUUUCUCUGUACUUUUAUUCAGCCAAUUUUUUGGGAUGUUGAGUUGAAAGUUUGGUGAUGGGGAUGAA
Messenger RNA from Salvia hispanica, 1079 nucleotides. Its product is annotated as ethylene-responsive transcription factor ERF110-like. Gene Ontology annotation, biological process: regulation of DNA-templated transcription; ethylene-activated signaling pathway. The record is from RefSeq and is a predicted model, not a curated record. Gene Ontology annotation, molecular function: DNA-binding transcription factor activity; DNA binding. Lineage: Eukaryota; Viridiplantae; Streptophyta; Magnoliopsida; Lamiales; Lamiaceae.